AUGUCAGAGUAUGAAAGUCUGGGUCAUAUGGAGAAAUGUGAGAAUGAUAAUUUACCACGUAAGAUGCAUUUUAUACCACAUCACGGUGUGCUUCGGGAAAGUAGUACUACUACUAAAUUAAGAGUCGUUUUCAAUGCUAGCAGUCCGACUUCUUCGGGUGUUUCCUUGAAUAAUAUACAGAUGGUAGGUCCCGUGGUACAGGACGACCUUUUGUCCAUUCUUUUACGCUUUCGGCUACACAAAUACGUUCUCACAGCUGAUGUUGAGAAAAUGUACCGGCAAAUAGUCAUUCAUCCCGAUGACCGCUAUUUGCAACAAAUUGUCUGGCGUGAUAACCCUUCAGAACAGCUUCAAGCUUAUCAACUUAACACCGUGACUUACGGCACCUCUAGUGCUCCCUUUUUGGCAACUAGGUGCCUCCAACAAUUAGGCUUAGAGUGUACCGAUGACAAGGUUGCUCAAGUGAUCAUUCACGAUUUUUACGUUGAUGACUUGCUAACGGGAGGGGAUGAUAUUAACGAGGUUACAGAUUUGCGCCGUAAAGUGACUUCCACACUUGCAUCAGCUCAUAUGGUUUUGCGAAAGUGGAAGUCGAAUGAAUCUCAACUGGUUAGUGAAAAUGAUAUUUCUCCGCUUGAUUUGAAUAUUGGUGGCUUUGAACCGACUAAAACUUUAGGCCUUGGUUGGCAAUCACAUACUGACCAACUUUGUUUCCCUAUAGGAGGGCUAUUCUCAGGUAGAACAAAGCGUGAUAUGUUAUCUGUGAUUUCUCAGAUUUUUGAUCCACUAGGACUUCUAUCUCCCUGUGUAAUUAAGAUGAAAAUGCUUCUUCAACAGUUGUGGCUGCUCAAGCUGUCAUGGGAUGAGCAGUUGACGCCAGAAAUCAGCAAGAUGUGGGCUGAGAUAAUAGUCGAUUUACCUAAAUUAAAUACUCUACGUAUUCCACGUCGUGUUAUUUGUGACUCGCCUAGUUUGUUUGAAUUUCAUAUUUUCUCGGACGCUUCUGAGCGAGCAUAUGGCGCCUGUUUAUAUGUGCGUAGUGUUAAUGAUCAGGGUGAGGUUUUAAUUCAAUUAUUGAUGGCGAAAAGUCGUGUCGCGCCGCUUAAACCUAUAACAAUCCCAAGACUGGAACUUUGUGGUGCACUUGUUGGAGCUCGCCUUUACCAAAAGGUUGUAGCAUCGCUGAGACAACAGGCUAAGCGCACUUUCUUUUGGACAGAUUCGUCCAUCGUGUUAGGAUGGUUAAAGUCUCAACCAAGUCGAUGGCAAGUGUUUGUUGGCAAUAGAGUGUCGGACAUAAUUCAGUUGAUAGACAAUGAGAGGUGGUAUCAUGUUCAAUCAACCGACAAUCCCGCUGACCUCGCGUCUAGAGGGUUGGCGCCAAUUGAAAUGGCAAACAAUGACAUGUGGUGGACUGGACCAGAGUGGUUAAAAAAUAAAGGAAUGGAUUUACCAAAGCAUUAUAUACCUCAAACAUAUUUAGAGAUAAAAAGAUCGUUUAAUGUAGUUUUAAAGGAAAAACCAGUUUGGGAAAGAUUUUCAUCUAUGUUACGAAUGAAAAGAGUUCUUGCAUGGUGUUUACGAUUUCUACAUAAUAAAAAUAAAAAUGAAAAUUAUUUAACUACGGAAGAAAUGAAUGAAGUUGAAGAAAAAUUUAUAAAAUACUACCAGUACUUAGUGUACGAAGAUGAAAUUAGAGAUCUAAAUAAGAAAGGAAAGAUAAAAGGUAGAAGUUCUUUGAUAAGUCUUACACCUUUCUUAGACAAAAGGGGGCUUCUUAGAGUAGGAGGGCGACUAGCUAAUGCUAAUAUAAAUGAGAAUGCUAAACAUCCAAUUAUAAUACCAAAAAGGCAGCAUAUUACUAAGCUUAUAAUUAACGAAGCCCACAUAAGAACUCUUCAUGGAGGUUUUCUUCAGAUGCUUACAUAUAUCCGCAGCAAGUACUGGGUAGUUAGUCUGAAGUCUGCUCUCAGAGCAAUUAUUCGUAAUUGUAAGGUGUGCAUAAUUGACAAGGCAAAAAUUAAGCAGCAGCUGAUGGGCCAGUUACCACCUGCAAGAGUGAAUCCAAAUCGCGCUUUCUUCAACAGUGGAGUUGAUUUUUCGGGACCUCAACGGCAUAAAUGGCAAGACACUACCCGCCCGGUACAAGAAGGAGACCUCGUCGUGGUGGCAGACGGGACCAUGCCGAGGAACGUGUGGCCAAGAGGAGUUGUAACGAGGACCUUUCCCGGACCAGACGGCGUGGUACGGAACGUGGAAGUGAGGACCAGGGGCGGAUUGCUGCGGCGGCCGGUCAGGAGGAUCGCCGUCCUCCCGAGUGCAGCCUAG
This is a messenger RNA of Parnassius mnemosyne (clouded apollo), 2328 nucleotides long. The record is from the annotation of a GenBank genome assembly. Lineage: Eukaryota; Metazoa; Arthropoda; Insecta; Lepidoptera; Papilionidae.